AUGAUGCGAUCUCCUCGUGACGAUGCUGUGAACCCAUCGAUGAUGCAGGUGUCAAGAUAUGACAUGUCGUCGAAUGGGCGCGCCGCCGAAGAAGCCAACGCCGGCUCCGAUCCACACUCUAAUAGUCAUUCGCAUGGAGUCACUGACUCCAAAGGUACACACCUGUAUGCUGUACUAGGUGUGGAUAAGAAAGCUAGCGAUGAGGAGAUCAAGAAAGCUUACCGGAAGUUAGCACUCAAAUAUCAUCCAGAUAAGAACCUCGAUGGUGACCCGGAAAAAACGGAAAAGUUCAAAGAAAUCAAUUAUGCUAACGGCGUCCUCUCCAAUCCUAAUAAACGAAAAAUCUAUGAUGAAAUGGGCGAAACAGGUCUCAAGCUCAUGGAACAGUUUGGAGAGGACGAAAAAGUUUUACAGUGGAUGCUCAAACCUUGGUUCAAAUGGGUUUUCUUCGGUUUUGGAUUGCUCACAUGUGGAUUCUUCUGCUGUUGCUGCGGGUGCAUGUGCUGUUGUAAAUGCUGUUGUAAUUUCUGCUGUGGUAGAUACGUACCAAAAGAAGACAUGGACUUUGGACCUCCUGACUUCGAUGAAGGUGAUUCUGCUGAAGCGGAUGCAACAGCGCGCACUGCAGAAGCUGGCGAAGACAGUCCAGUCAUAACUUCACAGCCAACGGGUGACACAACCACCAGAACGUCGCCACCUUCACCACGAGGGCCAAACGGCGAGCAACCAACGAGGCCAACUGUUAUUGCUAUGCCUCCACCUCCAGGUUACGGGUCAACAGAGAACGGAUCGUAAGUAGCAAGUUCUCAUGAUUGGAUUUGAUGUCCAUCCUAAUCCAUUCUUCACUGAAUGUAUACAUUUGAUGUGAUAUGAUAUGGUUGUUGACUUUUUAUAGUUAGUAGCACGUCUACUACUACCUUUUGAGUCUUUUUCCUUUGAUAUCACUGAUAUAUUCGCAGAAAUUCCGAGGUGCUCAUCACCAUUUCGACAGUUUUACACCCUUCACUUCCUUCUAGCAAUAUUAAUGUGCAGUUUGUCUCUUUUCUUGGUGAUCCUCUUCAUAGAUUAGAUUCAAAACCUUGGUUGGGACUAGGUCAACAUAUUUACUAUUUAUUUCCCGUGUGAUUUGCAUUUUUCAUGUCCAUUGUUGACAAUCGUUCCCUGUCCACGCUUGCUACAUUUCGCGGCUUUCACUGUCAGUUUGAUUGAAACAUUUGAGGUUAUUCCUUUCCAGCAUCUUUACCAAUUUUUACUAUUGUAAAGAUUUGCUUUGCUCAGACACUUCAGCUCAGAUUUGCUCCUUUCUACUCCUUUGUAGAGUUUAUCUUCUAACAUGACUUGCUUUAACACUGGUCAUACGAUUUUUGUUGUGAAUUAGAUUAGAACUCUAUCAGCUUAGGACUCGCCAUUCUGUUUGCAGCGCACAUCUUAUUAUUGUAUGUAUUUAUCUCAAGAAGAUAUUGCUGUUGGUGUGGCAACAUUUCCAUAUCCUGGUUGCGAUGUUUUGUGAUGCUAAACCUCAUAGCGCCUUAAUUUGCGAAGUUUUUACAUUUCACAUUGUUAAAGUGAUAAAAAUUUUGUCGAG
Cylicocyclus nassatus is the source of this 1585-nucleotide messenger RNA. The record is from the annotation of a GenBank genome assembly. Lineage: Eukaryota; Metazoa; Nematoda; Chromadorea; Rhabditida; Strongylidae.